AUGAAUCAGGUGAUUUUGCUCAAGGCCGAGUGGGGCCAUUUGAGGGUUGGGAUUGUCGGACCUAUCCGGCUGUUUGGUAGGCCAACCAUGGCGAUGGGAAUGCCUCUACGGCAUUAUAUUGGUACUCUGGCAGCGUCCUUUGGCUCAAUGGCGCUUGGAUCCGCAUGCGUACAUGCGUACAUGCAGCCUGAAAUGGGUUCAUCAAGCGUUGCGGCAGAUUUUGAGAAAGAAGCACAAGCCAGGAGGCAAGCUAUUGAGGAGGUAGCGAAGCUUGCCAUGGAUGAGCGCUUUGGGCCUGCGACCGCCAGCGGUGGACAGCCACCCAGAUGA
Messenger RNA from Durusdinium trenchii, 330 nucleotides. The record is from the annotation of a GenBank genome assembly. Lineage: Eukaryota; Dinophyceae; Suessiales; Symbiodiniaceae.